UCCAUCAACAUAAUAAGUCUCUCUUCUUCUUCUUCGCUUCAUCUCCAAGAAACAGAUACUCAAUCUUACGUUUCUUUUUCUCUCUAGUUCCUCUGUUUCUUGAUUGAUUUAGUUUCAUUAUGGUGGAACUGCUAAACGCAGAAGACGAAGUAAUAAUCUCACGUUAUCUGAAGCGUAGGAUCGUCAACGGAGAUUCUUGGCCUGCUAACUUCAUCGAAGACGCAAACGUGUUCAACAAGAAUCCAUAUGUGGAGUUCGAUUCUGAGAGACCUAGAUUCGUGAUCGUUAAACCAAGAACAGAGGCUUGUGGUAAAACCGAUGGAUGUGAAUCGGGUUGCUGGAGGAUCAUCGGUCGUGAUAAACUUAUCAAAUCGAAAGCGACUGGGAAGAUUCUAGGGUUCAAGAAGAUUCUCAAGUUCUGUAAGAAGACGAAACCUAGAGAAUACAAGAGAAGUUGGGUAAUGGAAGAGUAUAGGCUUACCAAUAACUUGAACUGGAAGCAAGAUCAUGUGAUUUGCAAGAUUCGGUUUCUGUUUGAAGCUGAGAUUAUUUUCUUGCUAACCAAGCAUUUCAACACUACAUCAGAAUCACUUCUUCGUAAUAAGCUGUUGCCAUCUUAUGGAUUCUAUUCACAUGAUGAACAAGAGAAUGAUGAAUUUUAUUGUGUGAAGAUAAUGAGUUCUGAAGGAGACGAUUGGCCUAGCUACGUUAUCAACAACGUGUAUUGUCUUCAUCCAUUGGAGCUUGUGGAUCCUCAAGAUGAGAAGUUUCAACGUUUCGGAAUCUGCAUAUUCGCUAACAAGACUAAAGCUAUAAGAGAUAAAUGCGAUGGUGGUUACUGGAAACUCUUACGCCAUGAUAGGCCGAUCAAGGCAGAGUUCGGGACCAUUGGUUACAAGAGGCUUUUUGAGUUUUGUGAAACGGAGAAAGAAGGAUAUGCUCGUAAUGGAAAAGAUGUGAAGGAUAUGCAGGGAGGUUCCAUUGGCUUUAGCUUAUUCAUAAUAGGGCUUAUUCCUUCUACAAGCUCCAAGGAUGAUGUCAUUGCAACCCAAAGAGCCCAAGAUUUUUACGUCGGCUGGUUCCUUGGACCUCUUAUAUUUGGAGACUUUCCUGAUACAAUGAAAAGAACCAUUGGUUCAAGGCUGCCAGUUUUCUAUGAGAAAGAAUCAGAAGAAGUUAAAGGCUCAUCUGACUUUGUAGGAGUCAUACACUAUCAUGCGGCUUCUGUCACCAGCAUCAAAUCCAAGCCUUCUCUAAAGUAUGAUGUUGCUCCAUGGGCUAUGGAAGUUGUCCUGGAGUUUAUAAAGCAGAGGUAUGACAAUCCUCCUGUCUACAUUCUUGAGAAUGGUACACCGACGAUGAAGCAAGGUUCGCAGCUGAAACAGAAGGAUACACCAAGGGUGAAAUACUUGCAUGCUUGCAUUGGUGGUGUUCUCAAAUCCAUAAGGAAUGGAUCAAACACGAGAGGCUACUUCGUAUGGUCAUUUAUGGAUUUAUACGAGCUUAUAGGGGGAUACGAGGUUGGUUUUGGGUUGUACUCUGUCAAUUUCAGUGAUCCUCAUCGCAAGAGAUCUCCCAGACUCUCUGCUCAUUGGUACUCUCAUUUUCUCAAUGGCACUACCGCCUUUCUUGGUUCCCAAGGCAUCACGGAAUUGCAGAGAAACUUAUCUUCUUCCUUUUAAACAGUAGUGUUGCAUUUAUAUAUUUUGAUGAAUCCGUAUUUUUUGUGAGAACUGUAAUGAAUAAAAUCUCAUGUUCUAC
Messenger RNA from Arabidopsis arenosa, 1761 nucleotides. Lineage: Eukaryota; Viridiplantae; Streptophyta; Magnoliopsida; Brassicales; Brassicaceae. The record is from the annotation of a GenBank genome assembly.